Brachypodium distachyon (stiff brome) is the source of this 941-nucleotide messenger RNA. RefSeq names its product RNA-binding protein Y14A. Gene Ontology annotation, cellular component: exon-exon junction complex; cytoplasm; nucleus. The transcript has 4 exons. Gene Ontology annotation, molecular function: mRNA binding. The record is from RefSeq and is a predicted model, not a curated record. Gene Ontology annotation, biological process: RNA splicing. NCBI's taxonomy places the organism in Eukaryota, Viridiplantae, Streptophyta, Magnoliopsida, Poales, Poaceae. Bases 97 to 675 code for a protein of 192 amino acids.
CUCCCUCGAGGCCACGAAGUUGCUCAAGUCCCAACCCCAUCCAAGACGCGGAUACCCACGCUACGCCGCACCCUAGCAGCGAACGAGCAGGCGACCAUGGCGGCGUCGAACGACGUUGAGGUCGUCGACUUCGACUCCGACGACGACGACCUCAUGGACGAUGACGCCCCCGAGAAUAACCCCGCCCCUGCCCCGCGUCUCCGCUCCACCAUCGCCGCCGGCGGGGAGGAUUCCUCCGCCGCCGCCGCGCGCAAGACCAAGGGCCGCGGGUUCCGCGAGGAGCCUUCCUCCUCGCGGCCCCUCACUGGCCGCGCCGCCUUCGACUCCCUGGGCACCGACGACGGCCCUGGACCCCUCAGAUCUAUAGAGGGGUGGAUUGUUCUUGUAACCGGUGUUCACGAAGAAGCACAGGAGGAUGAUCUCCAUAAUGCUUUUCGGGAAUUUGGGCAAGUUAAGAACUUGCAUUUGAAUUUAGAUCGCCGCACUGGAUUUGUCAAGGGAUAUGCCUUGAUUGAAUAUGAGAGCUUCGAGGAAGCCCAGGCUGCAAUAAAAACAAUGGACGGAACUGAACUUGUAACACAGAUAAUAAAUGUUGAUUGGGCCUUUAGUAAUGGCCCUGCCAAGCGAAGGAAUGUCCGCAGGAGAUCAAGGAGCCCACCCAGGAGGAGAUACUGAGGUUUUCUCCAAGACUGAAUAUCGUGGGAUUGGAGUUUUUGAGGCCUUGCUUUGGCGAUUGCAUGUGUGGUUUCGAGAAUGAGCUUUCCAUCUUCAACUUGAACUAUGGCAGUUGUAUUACAUUUCAUCUUCCAUUUUUUGUUUCUCCUCCGUGUGUGUUUUUUGUGUUGCGACAUGAGACAAGAAUGUUAGAUACUCGGGAGUGUAAUCUUUGUACUAUGGAAUGGAUUCUUUAGCUUUUUCAGUAUGCUAUGUGUGUUGUCCUA